This is a messenger RNA of Drosophila rhopaloa, 8871 nucleotides long. RefSeq lists its product as uncharacterized. Gene Ontology annotation, molecular function: protein binding. NCBI's taxonomy places the organism in Eukaryota, Metazoa, Arthropoda, Insecta, Diptera, Drosophilidae. Gene Ontology annotation, cellular component: transcription factor TFIIIC complex. Gene Ontology annotation, biological process: transcription by RNA polymerase III. Bases 267 to 8768 code for a protein of 2833 amino acids. The record is from RefSeq and is a predicted model, not a curated record. The transcript has 10 exons.
CAUGCUUGGUCUUCUUUUAUAUUUUAAAAGUGAAAAAAGUUCAGACAAGGGUCUAAAAUAAGGUAUAAAUAGUGUUUGUGAAGCAUAUAAAGCCAGGAAGACCGCAAUAUAUUCAAUAAUCAAGACUUGGCUAUGACCGGAUGAAAAAAACCAAACCAACGACAGGCGUUCAACCAAUACGAGUGUGUAAAAGAAUAGUGAUUUCUGUCGUCAUUUUCAUGGAAAAGCUGUUGCGAUCUUGAGAGAAUAUUCUUUAAACAGCAGAAAUGGACGGUACCGGGAGGCAGGUCAUCAUGGGUCCACCGGCGCCAGUGGCCAGCACCUCUAAUGAACCCAGUCCCGGUAAUCCAAGUAAUGCCCCUCCUUCCGAAGCCACCAAAAGCGCACCUCCGCCCAAGCGGAUAAUUAAGAAGAUUCAGCUGGACUUCAACAAGCUAAAGCAAGCGGGACUGGACAGGCAACUAGCCGAGGUCCUGAGAAAUCAAAAAUUGGGAGCCCAGAAGGUAGAAACCCCAUCAUCCAGUAUUCCUUCGCCCUCUGCCACUGCGCAGUCGACGUCGAACACAGCAGAGUGCACAUUGCAGCAGCCACAACAACAAUUUCGUCAGCCUGCACCGCAGCCCAUGGUAAAGCGUUUUAUGAUCUCGGAAUUUAUAGAAAAGUCGGUGCCUAUACAGACGACACCUAUCCCGACAGUGUACAAUACGACGAAUGCCAAUCGUUCCAAGCACGUCAAGACAUUGUUAAAAAACAGGAUACUAAACAAAAACAUUAACAUCAAUUCCCAGCCUCAGCAGAUGCCAACAACAUCCAAGGCGACGUCGCCAUCCUCUGCCCAGGGAUCAGCUCCUCGGAGUGCAGCUCCGCCUGCAGCCUUCUCCCUGCCCAUUGCCAAGGCGGACUUGACUAUUCGCCAAAAGCAGCCACCACUGCUGCUCAAUCUUGUGAACCAACUGCCCAAACACCGAGACUUGUGCGGAUCGAGUAACAAGACGUUAAUGAAGCAGCCGGAGAUACCUGAACAGAAUCAUCCAAAGUCAUCAUCUGUACAGCAAAUGGCAUACAGUCCACAAAGGAUUGCUGUGCAGCAACCACCGCAGACGUCCACCCAGCUGCUGCCACAUCAUCCGUUUCAGCCAUCUCCACAAGUUCCUGUACCUCAAUCAGUUUCGGCUGUCCCCAUUACACUCCACAAGAGCCCUUCUCCGCCACUGAUUGUGCUGGAGAACAAGGUGUUGGCACCCAACGAAAAGAUUGAUUUGAGUGGGCUGCGACUGCCAAAUGCUCCGGUGUCCACGACAUUGUCACAGGUUAAACCUUCAGAAAGCCCCGUUCAAACCAGUAUCCAAUCCAAGAUUAUUAAAGGCAAGAUAAUUAUGAAUGCCAAUAAGUUCAAAGUGUCGCGGGAAAAGCUGGCCGAGAUGGCCAAAGAGAUUCGCCAUCAGGUGAAGCAGGUUAAACUCCCGCAAACACCGGAACCAGUUUCCUCAAAGGACUUUACUUCAACCACUGAAAGGCCAUUCACUAUUACCACGAUACUUCAACAAAAUAAGCCGCCUCUUUUUACUCCUGCAACUCUCGAGGGAAAUAACGUGUAUAAUCCGAUGCAACAGGACAACGAAUUGCCAGCUUGUUCUGGUUCAAGUAUAAUUUCAAAUCCCUUACCUGUAGAUAAUUCCUCGACUCUGGAACCGAAACAGAUGUUUGUGGCUGAAUCGAAGGAGCCGAAAGAGUAUCCUAAAGAGAAGGCAGCAGAAGCAAGCCCUCUUGAAUUUCCGGUUUAUAUUCCAUCAACUCUUGAUGUAAAACUGUUGCCUCAACUAGAUCCCAAUUCCACAAAUACUCUUCAGUUGUCUGAACAUAACCCUGUUACUCCGGAAUCUGCUCCUGAGCCAAAGGAAUAUUGCAAAGUUGUUGCUACAAAAUCAAGUCCUCCCAAACACUCAGAAUAUAUUUCGACAACUUCAAAUAUAGAAGAAGUAAACACAGAACAAAACCCACUGGAUUUCCCUGUAUAUAUUCCCUCGACACAGUUACCUAGUGCCGUGGCUACAGAAUCAAAUUCUCUUCUGCCAGUGCACACUGCAGAAGCAAUGGGAUUUACUGAAGAAAAGGAUGCAGAAAACAGCAGACCUGCAUAUAUUCCUUUGACUCCAGAGAAAAUAAGUUUGCCUGAAAAGGUAACAACAGCAUCCAAUGCUGCUGACUUGUCUAAGCCGGAAGAGUUCCAUGAGGAAGUACCAACAGAAACAAGCUUUCUUGACUUGCCAGUCUGUAUUCCUUCAACUUGCGAAACCAAGGAGUUUGCUAAAAAAGAAUCUGCAGAGCCAAUACAACCUGUCUUGACCCAUGGUGCUCCGACAACUUCAAAAUUGAAUGCAUUUUCUGUAAAGCCUAACACGGAAUCAAGUUAUUUGGCAUCUCCAGCAGUACAAAAAGUUGAAACUGCGGUUGAUUUCAUAGCCCAACUAGCGGCUGAAAAUCCCCUAGAUGAAAGUGCCUUCUUGGAUCUCUCGCCGGAAGAGCAAAGAUUAAACGCUCUUUUCGGAGGCGGCGAAUGUUGUUAUAUGGGUGUGUCGCCAGUCGAUGAGCCUCAACAACCCCAAGAGGAUUUGUCCAUUGGGAAGAUUGUUCAAAUGGACAAUAUGAAUAUACUGCACGCCACUUUGGAUGUACACAGCGAUAGUACAAAUGUACUUCGCAUUAGUCCAAGUGCGGUGAGACUGCAAAGCAGCGUGGCUAAAUUGGAUAUGUCAUUGGCUGAUAUUGAUGAGGUGGCUGAUUCGGUUCUGGAGGAGAAUAAAGUACAGGUUAACUUACCGGAGCAACCUGCUCAGGCUGCAACCAAACCAAGUGUAGUGAAAUCUUUGGCAUUUGAAAGUACAAGCGAAGAACCCAAAGGGGAUGCUCGAAGUCCAGAGGUAACCACAACAAUUUUGGCUGAAAAUCCUAGUACGCAAAAAGAAUUUGAAGUGCCUUUGGAAGAAAUUAAGCCAGUGUCAGAUACAGAGCCUGUACACGAGGUUAAUCCCCCCGCAAAAAGAACAACUACCAGAUCUAAGAGGGCAAAAAUCAACUUAGUGCAACGCUCUAAAAGGCCGAGUAUCCCAAAGACUUUUGAGGCAAAGAAAACUAGGCUAGAAUUUGAGGAAGGCGAUGAUGAGGCGAUGGCUAUCGAUCACAGCUUGCUGGAGGACCGAUACGGAGUCACAGGAAUAGAGGUAAUACACAAUUCUGAUAGCCUAACCUCAGACAAAGUAAAUCUUAAUUUAUCUAGUGUUAAAAACAAUCCAAAGGUGCCAACAGAUGAGAAGCAAUGCGAAGAAGUCAGUAAGUCCAGUAAAGAAGUUCGAGUCGAGGAAACUUGCAUAAAUCCCCAGGAAGUACUUCAGAUUUCAACGAAAUCAACCACAGAACGUGAUUUAACCCAGCUAUAUCAUCCACCAAAAAUGCCCAAAAAUAAACCCAGUAAGAAGAACAGUGCGCAGGAGACCUUGGAGGAUUCACAACCCACACCUUCAUGUAGUAAUGUCUCCCUCAUAGAUAUCCUUUCUCAGGAUGUACCACCGGCUCAGGGAGAAGCCCAGAUACCAUUUCGCAAGGAGUCUAUAGAAUUAAAUUCCAAUGUUAAUAGGACGUCCGAUAUCACAGGAGUACAGAAUUUGAUUGGGCACUUGACUGCCGAAAAUGUGACCCCACAAUUCAAAAAGUUAUCGCCAACGCCAAAAUCAGAGGAAACAUCGAAACCGAUGACCCGCAAGAAACUUGUAAAAACAAGACCGAUCCUCAGCAAGAGAUCCUCAAAAGUUAGUCAGAAAGUUCAGAAAGAAAAGUCUAACCAUUUUGAAUUUCUCCAUCCAGUUAGUGCAAAUGUGGGAGGUCGCAUUCCCACAUCCAGCACUAGUGAUGAUGAUGGUUCCAUAUUUCUGGGCUUCGAUAACAAAGAGGAGAAGAGUUCUAAAACUCCAGUGAGAAGCAAGCGAGUCAGACAAAUGAAGCUCAACGAAACGGACAUAAGUGAUGACGCAACUCCCGAUUAUGAUGAGACAGAGGAAGAGCAGCAAAGUACAGAAAGACAGCCACAAGAGAAGAAUUGUGAGAUUGAUACCCAGUUUACUACCAACAAACCUAAGGUUGUGGGAGCUUUUUCGGACGAUUCAGAUAGCAGCAGUCGUGGCCCUACCAGUCCAAUGGAUUUUGGGGAUAACGUAUCCAUCGAUGAAGACAGAGCGUGUGAAGUUUAUCCGGUAAGGGAAUCAACUAACUGGGAAAAACUUGUAAAUGCAAGUGAACAAGUUGAAGAUAAAAAGGACAUAGGCACAAACGAGAAACAGGAUUAUCCUACAGAAACAGCAGUUAAAUCUAAAGUAGAUCGUUUAACAAAAACUGAGGAUCCUCCCAAAAUCGAUGGCGGUAUUAGUAACACGCAUCUAGUAGAGGCACUUUCGAAUGCUUCAGAUAAGCAUAACGAUCAAAAAUCUCAGACUUUUAUGGAGGAAAAUCAGAAAAAAUCUGUGAUAGGCAAACAGGAUUCCACAAUUAGUGACAGUAAAUUAAGAAAAAGCACAAGAAAGUCAACCAAAUCAAAUGCCCCCUUUGAAGUGGAUACUACAAAUGAACCUUCCACAAGUAAAGAUUGUUUAACGAAUAUAAGGACGAAACGGCAGACGAGAGGUCGUUCAAUAACGUCAGGAUCUUUGGAUGAUAGAGAACUAAAGGGAGUCCUGGAGGAUGGUGAUGCGGUCCAGAAACCAAAUGUACCUUCAGCGUUAACAGAAAAUUUGCAUCAUCUGGAUUGUACAGAAAAUUCAGAUUUAAAGAAAACUGUGGAAAAUGAAAAAGGAAAACCAAAAACAACUCAGCGCAAAUCAGUUGAGUCAGAAAAUACAGUGUCUAAGAACGUAGAGAAUGCGGCUAAAGAAAUCCUAGAAGAUGUAAAAGAUCCUGAGAAUAAAAAUAUUCUAUUAACGACAGGAGAAAAUACGAUUUUAAUAGAAGAUCAGCAAGGAGAUCAAAAAACAUCUGCGAAGUCAAAAGGAAAACGAAAAUCUCGGAGUUUGGCGCCAAUAAUUAAAGUCACCCCCGCAACUCAACCGGAUGUAGUUGCAAAUACCCAACUAAAAUCGGAGAGUAAAGUUUCUAAAAAUCAGGAGGAAGAAAACUUGGAAAGGGUUAAACCUCCUGAAGAAGAAAAUGUAAAACAGGAAGAGUCGAAGUCCGUUGAGGAGCCAGAUACAUCCUUAAAAUCAAAAAGAAAUCGUAAGUCGCGAUGCACUACACCAAAAAUUAAAGUAUUACCUGAUAUUCAACAUGAAGUGGGAACAAAACCGGACCAAACUUCUGGCAUUGAUGGAUCCAAGGAUGAAGAGGAACCUUUCACAGCUUCAGAGAAACCUUUUGUACAUACAGAAAAUGAAUUAUUUAAUGUUCCAGGGGAAUCCAAUGAUGAUAAAAGUUGUAUGAAGCCAAAAGAAAAAAGGCAGUCCCGAUACAGUAGUAUCAAAUCCGUUUCAGCAACUCCCGCGGUUUCUGGCCCUGAAAAAACAUCCGAUCGUCUCAUAACAGCUGUAAAUAAAGACUCAACAGAAGAUAGAGACACACUUAAUGCUUCGGUGGAUGCAACUCAAGCGGUCAAUCCCAAACGAAAACGAAAAUCCCGGAGUACCACACCAAUGUUAUUGGUUCCACCAGUUGUUAAAGCUCAAGAAAUACUUGACUCAAGCAAUUCGAACACAGAUCUUCAAGAGAAACUGGAAGAGGUUAAAGCAUCCGAGGAAGCAAACCUAUCAACCACUUCUGUAAAAACUAAGAAAACACGACAAUCUAGAAGUAGUACAGCGAAAGUAACAAUUUCAGCAGUUACUCAACCCGAACCGGCUCCAAACCCUGAAGAAGAUCUUGCGGAAAUGAAUGAACCAAUAAUACCUAAAAGGCAAAGAGGAAAACGACAAUCUCGAAUUUCUGUUAAAUCCAAUGUAACAGCUCCUUCUUCGACACCAUCAGAAGAACCUCAGCCAGUGGAGGAGACUCGGGUCACACGAAAGACUUUUGGUUCAGUCACACCGGACACGCCUAUCACUUCAGUUAAUACCCCCAAAGAUAAAGAAGAUUCUGAGUCUGCGCCUACAAAAGGCGGAGGAAGUAAUGCUAAUAGUGUACCAGCAGAUCCAAAAUCACGUAAGUUGAGGACCUCAAAUUUCAGUGAAAUGAUUUCACCAAAACAUGAAGAGCCUAAAGUGCCUGCGAAAAGGGGAAGAAAGCGAGCUGCUCCUGUUGAUACGGAAAUUGAGUCGGCGAAAAAACUAAAGACUGAUGAGGGUUCGGAGACAGUAAGCAUAGUUGAAUUCAAUCUUCGCCUGCUGCUCAUUCGAAAGCGGGAACAGUUGGACUCCGAAGAGGAUUUAACAGAGAAUGGCAAGGGUGAGGGUCCACUGCAAUGUGGCUUGUGUAUGAAACGCAGCGAUAAGAAAAAUUGGCAAACUCAUCUGGGAGAGCACUAUGGAGUGGGUUGGCCUAUUGGAGACACCCCCAAGAAAAUCACGCGUGCCUGGGUGAUGACAAUGAUGAAGAACCAUCUCCAAAAUAGCAGCGAAAAGCUAAUAUGUCGCCUCUGUAAUCACCAAUUGGGAACCCCCUUGGGCAUGUUGCUUCACCUGGAGGGUUGUGGCAAUAAACAGCGAAUUCCUUGUGAUUUCUGCAAUAAACUAUAUACUAAACUUUCACUACCGGGACACAUACGAACCUGCCCAAAGCGCCACGUAUUCCAGAAUGAGGAUGAUCAAGAGCCUGCGGAUGGAGAUGUUGUUGAGACGGUAUACAGCAAUGCUGGCCGUGCCAAAAGGAAGUCCACAAUCAAGGCUGAAACAAAAUUAAAGAAAAUAGGACAGGAACUGACUUCACAAAAGACGGGAGAGGAGACUACCGCCAAAAACGACUUCGAUGGCGAUUCUUCUGACUAUGAUAUGGCAAAAGACAAUGAGUCGUCUGAGGAAUAUAAUUCGGAAGGAGUCGAUUCCAAUGAGGACUCCUUAAGCACCGAAGAUGAGGGAAGCCUUGCUGAUAAUUUGUCCACAACUAAACGAACAAAGACAAACGAACGGGGACAUAUAAACAGGAAAAGGAAAAUAAAUCGGCCAGUGAAUACGGGAGAGAGUCAACAGAAACCUUUACUUUCACGAUAUCACCACUUGGAGGCUAGGGCGACCCACAAAUGGAACGAAUUCGUGCAAAGCAAUUAUAAAGCUGAUCCUUUGUUCAGUCGACUGUUGCCCAGAUAUUCGAAGGUUUCCACAGAGGAGUCUAAUGGUUUGCUGCCCUCUAAGGAGACGACAUCCAUGCGCUAUGCUUAUGGUAAUGUAAGCAAAGAAGACGAUUGGAAACAGUUGGGACCAUUUGAGGGUUUUAGCAAAAAAGGAGAAUAUGUGAGCUUCCUUGGCAGGCCUAUUAAACAACUCGCCUGGGUCCCCCUGCCCCCGAAAAUUGCGGAUCAAUAUUUACUAUGCUACCUGCGUCCAAAGAUGAAAACUUAUGCAAGGCAUACAAAAUUAAAGGAUGAAGAAGCCCUUUUAUUGUUGCUGAAAUGUACGGUGGUAUCGGACAAACCUGCUGAUAAAUCGUGGGGCCUACGCCCUGAGCUUCAUUACGGAAUUCGUGUACCCAAUGGACCAGUUCACAGUUUCUGCUUUUUACCGAGCGGUGGCUACGAUAAGUCAUCCAAUCGUUUGGGCCUUUUGGCUGUGGGAAAUUCUUUGAGUGAUGUCCACAUUUAUGCUUUGCCUUUGGAGCUGACGGAGGAUAGGACUGCAGACGACAAUGUUCUCAUUCAAUUGCAAUCUAUGAUAACCCUUAGCUUGGAUGUUAACAAACCCGUUCAGGAUCAGUGCACUAAAAUUUGUUGGUCUCAGGCUUUGAACCACAAUUUCCUAGCGACUGGCUAUGCCAGUGGUAACAUUGCAUUUUGGGACAUUGGUGAUACGGAUAGCAUUAAUUGUUUUAAUCGGAAUGAUGAAACCUAUUUUGCGCCUCUGAAUUACUUUUACAUAGGCGAGCGAAAUGUCCAAUUUAUGGAUAUACAUUAUGACAAUAACGGACCACGUUGGCUUGCUGUUGGCACUUCCAUACGUCAAUUUAUAGUCUAUGAUAUUGCCAAUUGGUCGAAACCCGCUAUACUUACACAAGACUCCAUCUGCACACUAUAUAUGGCUAAUAUGACUUGGUCUCCAAUUUGUGAAACACUCGUCGUAAGCAGUUCACAUUUUACUCGCACAAUAGCAGUUAGUCCAUCGGGAAUACAGUUCGAGCAUAGGACCCUUGAUGGAACUCUGACGACGACACGAGAAAUGCACACGAAUUGCCAACAGAAUCACAUGGUGUUCGUGACGGACAACGGCGAUCUGGUUUUCCUGGAUGUGCGAGAUCUCAACUGUGGGCCCGCUCUGCUGAAAUCAUUAGUGAACAGAAGGGUCGUAUCCACAACUGAGUUGCAUCAUCUAGGAGCCACUACUCCAAAGACUAAGGAUCCAAUCAGUGCGGAUGAGUUUCUCCGCGACUAUGGGGUGCAAAUUAAUCCCCUGGUCCCGGCGCCUCAUAAAAAGAAGUCCUCAUACCUGGACGCAAAGCGUCGACCGCAAAAUGUACACACUUUGGCGCUGACCAGAUUCAAUUGCGUUCGUUGCAAUUGGAAUUCGCCCGCCCACACUUGGGUGGCCAUGGGCGCAGAACAUGGCCUGCUGCGAAUACUUAAUUUUGAUCGAGAUAAAUUCUUUUAAAGAAUAUCUCGGAGACUUCACUCUGGCAUCUGAAAGUCUUCUGAACAAGCAACAUCUGAGAUUAUAACUUAUUGUUUUACCCAUAAGCUGAUUAGUUUUAGGA